Molecule: messenger RNA, 2100 nt
Organism: Alternaria atra
Lineage: Eukaryota; Fungi; Ascomycota; Dothideomycetes; Pleosporales; Pleosporaceae
Exons: 4
Coding region: 1-2100 (699 amino acids)
Biological process (GO): response to oxidative stress; hydrogen peroxide catabolic process
Cellular component (GO): cytosol
Molecular function (GO): heme binding; catalase activity
Source: RefSeq, a predicted model, not a curated record
AUGGUACGAGCCCAGAUCUUGACGGCAGUUACUGCCCUGCUGCAUGUUGCUCAAGCAGGAUGUCCCUACAUGGACGGCGAAGCUGUCGUUCGUCGAGACGAGAAUCCCACAACGGAUGAGUUUAUGAGCCGUUAUGAGGUCGACGACAGCGAUGUUUACAUGACGAACCCGGUUGGCGGUCCAAUCGAGGAGCAAGAAAGCCUCUCAGCUGGCGAGCGUGGUCCGACCCUUUUGGAGGACCAAGCCUUCAGAAGAAAGAUCAUGCACUUCGACCAUGAGCGCGUUCCUGAGCGUGCUGUCCAUGCUAGAGGUGCAGGUGCCCAUGGAACCUUUGUUUCCUACGGAGAUUGGUCAAACAUCACGGGAGCGUCUUUCCUGAACGCACCCAACAAAGAGACGCCGAUCUUCAUUCGAUUCUCCACCGUUGCUGGAUCGAGAGGCAGUGCCGAUACAGUGCGAGAUGUACACGGGUUUGCAGUUAGGUGGUACACUGACGAAGGAAACUUUGACAUCGUUGGAAACAAUAUUCCAGUCUUCUUCAUCCAGGACGCUAUUAAAUUCCCCGAUCUGAUCCAUGCUGUCAAGCCGAAACCAGAUUCCGAGAUCCCGCAAGAUGGGUGGGGAGUUCACACCUUCCGCUUUGUGACCGACCAGGGCAAAUCCAAACUUGUCAAGUUUCGCUUCAGGUCACUCCAAGGCAAAGCUUCCCUGUUGUGGGAAGAAGCGCAAUUAAUUACGGGCAUGAACGCCGAUUUCCACCGACAGGACUUGUUUGACAGUAUCCAGCAAGGCUGCUUUCCAGAGUGGGUGUUUGAGGCUCAAAUUAUGGAAGAAGAAGACCAGCUUCGAUUUGGCUUUGAUCUUCUGGACCCAACCAAGAUCGUGCCUGAGGACAUUGUACCCUUCACUCCGCUCGGAAAGUUGACCUUGAACCGGAAUCCUCGAAACUACUUUGCCGAGACCGAGCAGAUCAUGUUCCAGCCCGGGCAUCUAGUCCGCGGAAUCGAUCUAACGGAAGACCCGCUGCUUCAAGGAAGAAUGUUUUCUUAUCUCGAUACUCAGCUAAACCGCAACAUGGGCGGUCCCAAUUUCGAGCAAAUUCCAAUUAACCAACCGCGUGUAGCUGUCCACAACAACGAAAGGGAUGGCGCCGGUCAGAUGUUCGUACCUCUCAACACCGCAGCCUACUCUCCAAACACGUUGAACGAAGGAUCCCCCCGGCAAGCAAACCAAACCAACGGUCGUGGCUUUUUCACAGCUCCAAGUCGCUCUACAAGUGGAAACAUCGUCCGGUCCGUGUCCAGCACGUUCGCGGAUGUAUGGAGUCAGCCGCGUCUCUUCUUCAACUCUCUCAUGCCGGUUGAGCAACAAUUCGUCAUCAACGCUAUGCGAUUCGAGACUUCACAGCUAAAGAGUGACGUUGUCAAGAACAACGUGCUUAUCCAGCUCAACCGCAUCUCUCACGACAUCGCCGUGAGGGUGGCGGAAGCACUGGGCAUGACCGCACCUGAAGCCGAUGAUACUUACUAUCAUGAUAACAAGACUAUUGGUGUUAGUGCUUCUGGUGAGCCGUUGCUCACGCUGGAUGGCCUGAAGGUCGGCUAUCUUACUACCGCAGCCUCGUCAUCGGGCGACAACGCGCAGGCCUUGAAGUCAGCUCUCGCUGAUCUCAACGUUGCAAUGACCGUUGUCGCUGAGCACCUUGGUGACAAUAUUGAUCAGACCUACUCUGCUACCUCUGCGGUCCAGUUCGAUGCCAUCAUCGUAGAUGGCAACGCAGAAAGCCUCUUCGCACCUGCCGCCAGCUUGGCCAACUCCAACUCCACAACCACUGUGCCCCGCAACGCGACCAGCAACGCCCGUUCGACUCUCUACCCUGCCGGCCGCCCUCUCCAGAUCUUGCAAGAUGGGUAUCGUUUUGGUAAGCCUGUAGGUGUGCUCGGUUCCAGCAACAUUGCUUUCGGCGCUGCCGGAAUUGAGGCCUCUACUCCUGGUGUAUACUCGUUCGAGGCUUCAGGUGAUGUCUCGACGGUUGUGGACCAGCUUUCAGAGGGCCUUCGUACGUUCAAGUUUUUGGAUAGAUACCCCCUAGAUAACUAG